AGUUUGAGCAUCUAUCUGUAAAUUGAAAGAAAGACCUAUAAAUAUGGAUUUUGUUCGCAUUAACAACUCGAAGAGUUUUCACUUCGUAACACUGAAGAACAAAGUUUAGAUAGUGGAUUGAAUAAAGCAGCGGGUAUGGCUGGACAUAACGAGUCUGGUGGAUCGGAGAAGAAAUCGAGCGAUGCCGCGAAUGAAUUACAAAUGUUUAGUGCUGAAAAUUUGCAAAGUAACAUGAAAAUCAUAUUUUACAGCCGAACAUUCUUGUCUCUCAUUGGUGGGGUGAUCGCUGGAAUUUUUGGUUUCACCGGAUUGACUGGAUUUAUUUUUUAUUUCCUUCUCAUGGCAACUGCUUCAAUUGGACUCCUAGCAAAAGCAAAGUUUUCAGUUCAUUCAUACUUUGACUCUUGGACCCGAAUUUUAGUUGAUGGCGUUUUUGGUGGGCUCAUGUCGUUUGUGCUGUUCUGGACAUUUGCAUAUGAUCUCAUGCACAUAUUCUGACAAGUUCGGCUGAAGGAGAAGCUACUGCUGCUGCAGCUGCUGCUUGGGGCAUCAAAUUUACAUUACCCUGGAGUUUGAAAAUGUCAUUUAAUGAUUUAUACUAAUCUCAAAACAUCAUCAGGGCCGGUUCUCUAUUCCGUUCUCUUUUUUGGUUUAGUGGAUCGGUACUCUUAGGCUUGAAUUUAGAUGGAAAUGCAAUUUGUUGAAGAGUUUGCGAGGGACCUGCUUCGUGCAGAUCUGAAUCACAGAUGUUUUUUUAGUUGAAUUCUGAUUGCUGAAUGGUUUACACUUUCAAUUAAGAUUUUGGUAUAGCUUUCAA
This is a messenger RNA of Mercurialis annua (annual mercury), 817 nucleotides long. RefSeq lists its product as uncharacterized. The transcript is spliced from 5 exons. Gene Ontology annotation, cellular component: membrane; endoplasmic reticulum; EMC complex. NCBI's taxonomy places the organism in Eukaryota, Viridiplantae, Streptophyta, Magnoliopsida, Malpighiales, Euphorbiaceae. The coding region runs from base 136 to 498 and encodes 120 amino acids. Gene Ontology annotation, biological process: protein folding in endoplasmic reticulum; autophagosome assembly. The record is from RefSeq and is a predicted model, not a curated record.